This is a messenger RNA of Chlamydomonas reinhardtii, 2208 nucleotides long. RefSeq lists its product as uncharacterized. Lineage: Eukaryota; Viridiplantae; Chlorophyta; Chlorophyceae; Chlamydomonadales; Chlamydomonadaceae. The transcript has 6 exons. The coding region runs from base 76 to 1422 and encodes 448 amino acids. The record is from RefSeq and is a predicted model, not a curated record.
GUCUGUGUGCUUCAUACAUAGCAAUACAUUUGCCUCUUCACUUAUUUCUCCUUCCAUAACCAAAACUCUGCAAGAAUGUUCGCUCUGUCUUCGCGCCAGACUGCUCGCUCCGCUUGCAGGGCCUCGUGCCCUUGCGCCUCUUGCCGCGGUGUGGCUUCGGCCCCCGUGCGCGCGACUUACGCUGCUCGCCCGGUCAAGAAGUCCGCUGCCUCCGUGGUGGUGAAGGCUCAGGCUGCGUCGACCGCGGUCGCGCCCGUCGAGAAUGGCGCUGCCCCCGCCGUGGCCCACAAGCGCACCUUCGCUCAGCGCCACUCCGAGCUGAUCAAGCACUUCCCCUCGACCAUGGGCGUUGAUGACUUCAUGGGCCGUGUUGAGGUCGCUCUGGCUGGCUUCGGCUUCACUGGUGACAACACCAUCGCCAUGACCAACCUGUGCCGUGAUGAGGUCACCCAGGUCCUGAAGGACAAGAUUGAGGCCAUCUUCGGCUCCUCGUUCAACACCAACGGUCUGGGCGGUGUCCUGACCUGCGGUGUGACCGGCAUGAAGGCCGGCCUGUCCCACUCGCCCGUGUGCAACGGUGGCCGCGAGCGCUACGUGUUCUUCGCCUUCCCCCACAUUGCCAUCAACUCGGAGGGCGAGAUGGGCGCCCUGUCCCGCCCCGGCCGCCCGAAGCAGUCCUGCGCCUGCGGUGCCCUGCUGGCCAUCCUGAACGCCUUCAAGGUGGACGGCGUUGAGAAGUCCUGCAAGGUGCCCGGCGUGCACGACCCCCUGGACCCCGAGCUGACCAUCCUGCAGCAGCGCCUGGCCCGCCGCGUGCGCUACGAGAAGCUGGACGUGUCCAAGCUGGACCUGCCCGGCCUGACCUCGGUGGCUGAGCGCACCAUCACCGACGACCUGGAGUACCUGAUUGAGAAGGCUGUGGACCCCGCCGUUGCCGACUACGCCGUCAUCACCGGCGUGCAGAUCCACAACUGGGGCAAGGAGCUGUCGGCCUCCGGCGACGCCUCCAUUGAGUUCGUGGCCCCCGCCAAGUGCUACACCGUGGUCAACGGCCUGAAGACCUACAUCGACCUGCCCCAGGUGCCCGCUCUGUCGCCCCGCCAGAUCCAGACCAUGGCCCAGGCCUCGCUCAACGGCUUCGAGCCUAAGCACAUCCAGCCCGGCAUGCGCGGCUCCGUCAUCUCCGAGGUGCCCCUGGAGUACCUGGUCACCAAGCUGGGCGGCUCGCAGCUGAUGGAGGACGGCAACAGCUACGCCCCCGUCUUCGCCUCGUCCGACUCGUUCGAGUGGCCCACUUGGCAGUCGCGCAUCCGCCUGGACAACAACCCCAACCGCCUGCUGUCCGUCGAGCGCGACGCCAAUGCCCCCACCAUGGAGUCGCCCGAGCCCGUGCACCCCUCCUUCGAGGCCCCCAAGAACUAAGCGGCUGCCUCUCCUGGCGUGCUAACAACAUGUCAAUAACAGCUGCUGCUGGUAUGGGGUGGUGAGAGCUAGCUCGAAAGGCCAAGGCUCCGGAGCAAGUGCUGCUGGCGAGCCGAGGCGCGGCGUGUGGGUGUAAUGGGUAUCAUGGGGGCGCGUUCUGCGUCAGCCUUGUAUCAUUUUUGUGAGCGUCGUGGGUGCAUGUGCGAGAGCGGAGUCGGUGGUGGUCUGUGCCACGUGGAGGUGCAUGGGUUUUGAGGUGAGGCAUUGCAUGCAUGCUUGCGAGCCUCGCCGGCGUAUGUCUUGUUGCGCACACCAUGCACCACAUGUGCUCGUCUGUCGGAUAGUGCAGUGUUGGCGUGUGGGGCUGUCUCGUCGAUGCCUGUGCCGCGGUGGUUGCCGUGGCCGUUAUGGGUGCGGCGGUGUCAGCCUUCCCUGCUGCCUGCAUAAGAGCGGAUGUAGCGCGCCGCAGCGGCCGGACUGAGUGCCGUCCUGCAAAUUGAUUUUGAGCGCAGCGUCUGACUAGGACUGCGGACUUCUUUAGACCGUGGCGUCUUUACUGUUCCGACUUUGACCUGAAUGGAUUGUACAUGACUCUGAUGACUGAUGCUGACUACCGCAUAAAUGCUGUAUCCAAACAUUCUCGGAAGCAGCAGGAGGAGCCCGAUGUGGCAAGGGACGAGCGAUGUGAGAUGAAAGCGUGGAGCAGGAGGUGCAGGGGUCCCGAAGCCCCGGUUUAUAAUUCGGAAGCGAACCCAAUUGCUGUAAUGCAGCUCGGAUCUGAUGCAA